Messenger RNA from Solea senegalensis (Senegalese sole), 2493 nucleotides. RefSeq lists its product as uncharacterized. The transcript has 2 exons. The record is from RefSeq and is a predicted model, not a curated record. Gene Ontology annotation, molecular function: DNA binding. The coding region runs from base 149 to 2053 and encodes 634 amino acids. Lineage: Eukaryota; Metazoa; Chordata; Actinopteri; Pleuronectiformes; Soleidae.
CGAGCAACAUCUAAACAAAGGCCUGCCCCUUUUCAUGAGGGUUUCUCCACCGCCAUCGUUACUUUACGUGUAAUCACGAUUACUAAAUCGGAUUACGAUACUUUUAUCAUAUUUCGAGACGUGGGUAAGAGCAGAGGACGCGUCUGAGAUGGAAGUGGAUCACCAUGAGCCCAGCGGCGAGACCAAAUCGGCCAUGCAUUCUUGGCGUUAUCGCCACCAUUUCACGUACAAGGCAGAUCAAGGAAAAAAUAUCAUCGUCCAGUGUAAUCUGUGUCUGCCGAGGGUUAAUCUGCUGUCCACGUCGAAAACCUCCACAUCAAACCUAAAGAAGCAUUUAGACAGAACACACUUGGGCUGUGAAGCCAGUCCUGACGCCAAGAGGGGGAGGAAGAAAGAGGAGCACAACGGUGAAGAGAGCAGGCACUGCCAACUCAAAAAGCUGAAAGCAGAAAUCAUCUCUAAAUGCAUGACCCAGGCAAAGAUCGACGACCUAAUCUUCAGUUUCAUUGUGGAAGAUUGCCAGUCAUUUUAUGUGCUUGAGCAGCCCGGCUUCAAGAAGCUGAUUGCAGGCUUAACUGAGGGGCUGAAGUCCAUGGACCGGGUGACCUUGUUCACAAAGGUGGACCAGGGCUUCUCUAGGAUGCGGGAGGAACUUAUGGCCAAGUUCAGCAACAUCCAGUAUGUAUGCACCACAGCUGACAUCUGGACGGCCAACAACAGGAGCUUCUUUGGGAUGACCUGUCACUGGAUCGAUGGGGAUUCUUUGGAGAGGAAAUCUGCCGCUCUGGGGUUUGCACGGCUGCAGGGUAGGAUCACAUAUGACGUCAUUGCUGGACGAAUACAUGACAUCCACGUGGCAUAUAAUAUCGAAAGCAAAGUCCAGACCACAGUUACUGACAAUGGCAGCCCCUUUAUCAGCGUAUUUAAAGAGUUUGCCAUGGAUAGCCAAGACAGUGAUGAUGACAUUGGUUUCUAUGAGAAUGUGAGCACCAUCCUGGAGGGCGAGCCUGAGCAGGACAUGCUGCUCUUUCUGCCACCUCUGCAACGCUGUGCAUCACACACCCUGGAGCAGAUUGUCUCUGAGGACUUUUGGCAGGCUGUGUCACAGGGGCCCAUGUGUCAGCUGCAUUUUAGCACAAUGGCCAAGGUGUUUGCCAUAUGGAACAAAUGUCACCAUCUCCAGGUGGGUAUGGAUGCAGCAGAGGAGAUAGGAAAGAUGGCCCUUGUUGUCCCGACAAUCACUCGCUGGAAUGUGGAGUUCUGUGCCGUGCAGAAGAUUGUCUCUCUCACUGAGCGGGAACUCACAGAGCUGUGUGCCCGCCUGGAGGUCCCACGCCUGCAGUCAGAGGAGAUGGCCUUUCUCAAAGAAUAUGUGACUGUGUUCCACCCGCUCGCUUUUGCACUUGAACUUUUCCAAGCGGAGCAGAAAUGUUACUUGGGUCUGGUCAUCCCGACCGUGCUCAGUCUAAAGAACAAGUUAAAGGAGCAGAAAGAUGCGGCAAAUUACUUUGGGGAUGUCAUCAGUGCCAUUGUCGUGGCUAUUGAUGUGCGGUUCCAGGAGUUGUUUGCGAGCACAGAAGCAAAGAUUGCGACAGCCACCACUCCUCAGUUCCGCUUGUGGUGGAUGGCUGCAUCCGAGAGGGAGGAAAUGUGCUCCCUGCUGGCUACAGAGGCGUCUCAGAUGGAUCCGUGUAACGUCGACGAGGCAAACACCAGCCGCAAUCUGUCCACCAUUGAAUCGGAGGACGACUUCUUCAGCUACGGCUCGGUGAAGCCUUCGACGCAGAUCCAGCAGCGAGGAGUGACGGAAGAGAUCCGCAAGUACAUUGGAGGAACGGGAAAGAGCCUCGAGUGCCUGCAGGACUUUCCGCGAGUGAAGCAGCUUUUUCUUAAAUAUAACACCACCCUGCCAUCCACAGCCCCUGUCCAGCGCCUCUUUAGCCAAAAAGGAAACCUGGUCACGUCACAGAGGAACUUUCUGACAGAUGACUACUUUGAGCGCCUUCAACUUUUGAGAUACAACAGCAACGUGUGCUCUUUGACCACAGAGUGAUUAUAUUGCCAGUGACAUAAUUUCACUCUCUGUAUCAGCCUAUUGAUUGAUGCAGAAUCAGACCACAGUGAGCUUGAAUCAGUACAGAAAUUAGUUAAUAUGUAAUUUCAGACAGCAUAGACCAGAUGUGUUUUCUAUAAUUACCUUUGCCUGUUUUUAUAAGCAUAGCUUAUGUCUCACUCCAGAAUGGCCUCAUAAAAGUAUUUAAUUGACAAUCAUGGACAGUGACAUUCAUGGACUUAAUGUUCUGACAGAAGCAUCUUUUUAUCUUUUUUGUGCGCUAUUGUCGUGAUUUGAAGUAGCCACAGGGUUAAACUGAAGUGAUUUUGUCUUUCAGUUCAGUGAUUCUUUUUCCUUCUUUUUUUUCUACAGCUAUCCAAUGACAGUGCAUCUCAUGUGUGUAUGUUUUAUAUGAAAUAUAAAGAGACGAGGAAAGAGCA